This is a messenger RNA of Zalophus californianus (California sea lion), 2365 nucleotides long. RefSeq names its product olfactomedin 2 (gene OLFM2). Bases 129 to 1565 code for a protein of 478 amino acids. The record is from RefSeq and is a predicted model, not a curated record. NCBI's taxonomy places the organism in Eukaryota, Metazoa, Chordata, Mammalia, Carnivora, Otariidae. The transcript has 6 exons. Gene Ontology annotation, biological process: signal transduction.
CCCCGGUCCCGGCCCCCAGCUUGCGCUCGUGCCCCCGGGGCGGCUGGGUGGCGAGGGACCGAGCGCCAGGCGGCGGGCCGGAGAAGGGACGCGCGGCGGGCGGCCGCGGGGCAUGAGGCGGGGGCGCGAUGUCGGUGCCGCUGCUCAAGAUCGGGGCCGUGCUGAGCACCAUGGCCAUGGUCACCAACUGGAUGUCGCAGACGCUGCCCUCGCUCGUGGGGCUCAACGGCACCGUGUCCCGCGCGGGCGCCUCCGAGAAAAUCACCCUCUUCCAAAGCCCAGAGGAAGGCUGGCAGCUGUAUACCUCAGCCCAGGCCCCCGACGGGAAAUGCAUCUGCACGGCUGUGAUCCCGGCACAGAGCACCUGCUCCCGCGAUGGCCGGAGCCGGGAGUUGCGGCAGCUGAUGGAGAAGGUCCAGAACGUCUCCCAGUCCAUGGAGGUCCUUGAGUUGCGGACGUACCGUGACCUCCAGUACGUGCGCAGCAUGGAGACCCUCAUGCGAAGCCUGGACGCACGACUCCGGGCGGCUGAUGGGUCCCUCUCGGCCAAGAGCUUCCAGGAGCUGAAAGACAGGAUGUCGGAGCUGUUGCCCUUGAGCUCAGUCCUGGAGCAGUACAAGGCGGACACUCGCACCAUCCUGCACCUGCGGGAGGAGGUGAGGAAUCUCUCCAGCAGCCUUGCAGCCAUCCAGGAGGAGAUGGGCGCCUACGGGUAUGAGGACCUGCAGCGGCGGGUGAUGGCCCUGGAGGCCCGGCUCCAUGCCUGCGCCCAGAAGCUGGGCUGUGGGAAGCUGACUGGGGUCAGUAACCCCAUCACCAUUCGGGCCAUGGGGUCCCGCUUCGGCUCCUGGAUGACCGACACGAUGGCCCCCAGUGCGGAUAGCCGGGUCUGGUACAUGGAUGGCUAUUACAAGGGCCGGCGGGUCCUGGAGUUCCGCACUCUGGGGGACUUCAUCAAGGGCCAGAACUUUAUCCAGCACCUGCUGCCUCAGCCGUGGGCAGGCACCGGCCACGUGGUGUACAACGGCUCCCUGUUCUACAACAAGUACCAGAGCAACGUGGUAGUCAAGUACCACUUCCGCUCGCGCUCCGUGCUGGUGCAGAGGAGCCUCCCGGGGGCCGGCUACAACAACACCUUCCCCUACUCCUGGGGCGGCUUCUCGGACAUGGACUUCAUGGUGGACGAGAGCGGGCUCUGGGCCGUGUACACCACCAACCAGAACGCGGGCAACAUCGUGGUCAGCCGGCUGGACCCGCACACCCUCGAGGUCGUGCGCUCCUGGGACACCGGCUACCCCAAGCGCAGCGCGGGGGAGGCCUUCAUGAUCUGCGGCGUGCUCUACGUGACCAACUCGCACCUGGCCGGGGCCAAGGUCUACUUCGCCUACUUCACCAACACGUCCAGUUACGAGUACACGGACGUGCCCUUCCACAACCAGUACUCCCACAUCUCCAUGCUGGAUUACAACCCCCGGGAGCGGGCCCUCUACACCUGGAACAACGGCCACCAGGUGCUCUACAAUGUCACCCUCUUCCACGUCAUCAGCACCGCAGGGGACCCCUAGCGGCCGCGGGAGCUCAGGCUGCCGCCUGAGGGCCGCGGGGGGCGGGACGGGGGGGCCCUUCGACUCCGCCCGCCCGGGUCCCGUUAGCUUUCUGUCUCUGUCCGGCCCUUUCUCCCCUCUCCUGUCCAUUUUUUUCUCUCCCUCCCUUUUUGCCAGGCUUUCCUUCUCUGCCCCUGUAUUUCUACUAGUGCAUUCUCUGUCUUUUCUCCUCUGUUGAUCUCUGAUUUUGAUACUUCACUCUUUCGGCCUUUUCAUUGAUGUCCCUCUGUCUCUUUCUUUUCAUGGAUCUGACUCUCCAGUUCUUUCCCUGUCUGCCACUCAGUCUCUCUUCUCUCCUUCCCCUCCCUCCUUGCUUCCCACCCAUCUCCCCAGGCCCUCCCCUCCAAGCCCCCUCCUGCCCUUCAAGGAGUUGAGUGCAUGGAUCGGUUUCUUUUUUUAUUUACACUCUUUCUUUCCAGGUUGCUGGAAUAAAGGGGACCUUUGACAUUUGAUGCUUUGGUUGCUCUGUGUGUCCUAGUAGGGCAGAGGAGGCAAGGUGGAAGCCAAGUGUGAGCCUGGAGACCCAUCCUGGCUGGGCCCCCUUUGUCCCAGGCCACAAGCUGUGGGCACCGGGGGCAGACAAGCCCAGCCUGGGGGCCAGGUGGGCUGCAUGGCAGGGCGAGCCCUUUGGGAAGACAGGUGAGGCACCUACCAAGGCAAAGUUGUUUUGUUUGAAAACAAUUUGAAGGCAAUUUGAUCCAAACAGCGGAGAAUUCUAUCACAACAAUGAAAACAGGCCUUCAGUGAAUAUUCUCCAUCCC